AACAUACAAUUUCAUUUCAUAUUUCGUACUAUAUAUAGUGAGAGAAUCAACCAUGUCUGACAUUGCUUUGUUAGUAGCGGAAGAGUUUGAGAGGAGGACAAAGAAUUUGAAAAGUGGAGGCCCGGGCGUUGUAAGAGAAGGUGAAUUCAACAUGGUUUCUUGUGCUUCGCUAUUGGUUUUCACACGGAGGCUGAAGGAGAAGGUUGAGGAGAGGAUUUGGGAACCCAAAACCCAAAUUGCUAUUGCUGCUUCUAAUAGUUUUUUCUCUGCGUGAAGAAUGUUUAUUACUUCUCCUCAUCAGCUCUGCUUGUUGGUUGUAAUAGUUUCCUUUUUUAAUCUUCUUUUCUUUGUGUUAUUUAUUGUCCAUAGUUAUAUAU
Gastrolobium bilobum is the source of this 377-nucleotide messenger RNA. RefSeq lists its product as uncharacterized. The record is from RefSeq and is a predicted model, not a curated record. The transcript has a single exon. Lineage: Eukaryota; Viridiplantae; Streptophyta; Magnoliopsida; Fabales; Fabaceae. The coding region runs from base 53 to 274 and encodes 73 amino acids.